UCGAAGAGGUCAGCGCAACGUUAACGCAACAAUGGUGAGUUAGAUUGGUUGACCUUGCAUCUUGUAACUGGUUUUGUUCUGCUGUAUCCAUGUUCCUAAUUAACAUUAUUCCGUCGUCUUCGCUGUUCCGCAACGUUUAUGAUAGUUGAUACUAUUUGUGAAAAAUCGCAAGAGAAUCGCGGGUUUCCACGCACGUUUUAUUUUUUAUUUUUUUUUGGUGAUAACUAGUCGAUGAAAAAAGACGAAUUAGUUUUACUCACUUGCUCGGCAAGUAUCGCGCGGUUUACUUUUUUCAUUUCUUUAAUGACGCAAAAACGUGUUUAUCGGUCGGUCUGUCUUUGAAAUAGUGUAGAAUUUUUGAUCGAUUUCAUCUCUAUACUACGUGUGUUCGUGUAUUUCGAUUUUUGAAUCAUCUUUUUCGCGUGUUUUGGUGACCGAGCUGUUCGAUGAAGUGAUAAUUUGAUGUGUAGAGUGAAUAAUUGUUUAGUGUGUGUUAUUUUUAUUCCGGUAAAAGAAUUGUUUUUAUUGUGAAUAAGUGAAUGAACAGAGUGCAAAUUGUGGUGAAAUACUCUUCUUAAAAAUAUUGUCUACUCACAGGAUUUGCCAGUUGGCGUUCAGUCCAGAUAAUCCACUGCAAUGAAAGGCUGGUUCAGAGAUGAUGGAGGACCAGCAUUUUAUGGUUACAGCAACCGCACGUCAGUCACGGGUGACAUCAGUAUGGUCGCUUGUUGUUUAGCUUUCCUCACAUUGUAUACGGCAUUCCUCAUUAUAUUUCCCGGCAUUAGGAAACAAAGAUUCACUACUUUUAUUACGGUAACCUUGAGCUUAUUCAUCGGCAAUGUGAUAAUGGUUACAAGGCUGGGUUCAAGCUGGCAUAAAGCAUGCAUUAAGAUCUCAAGCACAUACAGCGUGCUCACCAGAGAAUUAAUCACGGCCGACUUAGGCGUGUAUAUUGGUCUAGGCCAUGUCAACAUAACACUACGAGCCAUACCUCAAGAUAAUUCUAGCAAUGUGGAAGAUAUCAAUUUUAACGAACGGUUUUCUUGGUUCGGUGCCCAUGAGAUGGGCGAAAGUUACCAUGAAGCUUUGGUACGCGGAUUACCGUUUCCUAUUUUGACUGUGGCUGAAUAUUUCAGUCUGGGACAAGAAGGAUUUACGUGGGGUGGAGAGUAUAGAGCUGCUGGAUAUUAUGGAUCUAUUCUACUAUGGGCUGCGUUUGCAUCUUGGCUGCUGAUGAAUUUACUAUUGAUUGUUGUACCGAGAUAUGGAGCUUACGCGAUGAUAAUUACAUCUUUGUUCUUGCUAAUGACGUGUUUCGUCUAUUACGCGCUUCUUCCAGCUAAUCCGUUGAUUAUUAGGUUCGAAGAGAAUAAACAAUUGACUUUCAGUUUCGGUUGGUGUUUCUGGUUAACGUUUUUCUCAGGAUUAGUAUGCGGAUUCAUCGGCGUUGUGAUCGCUUGCGUGGAUCUUAUCUACCCUCAUAGAUUUUCGACUGUCCUGGAGAUCGAUUUCGAUACCCCAUACGACAGACACAUUAUCAUAGAAGACAGUCGUUAUCACAGGAAAAAACGAUCAAAUAAAGGAAACGAAGAAGCUGGACUAGGUCGUCGAAUUUUACGACGUUUAUCAUCUAAGAAAGAUGAAAACGACGAAAAAACAGCUCAAAUGAACGGAAGGGAGAAUCGAGCAUUCGAAAUGGAUCCUCCAAAUUCGCCAUGGCGAUACGCUUAUAAUAGACCGGCCAUAAAAGACGUAGCAUUUAAGAGAACUACCUCUCAGGAUUCUGCAUCGAGUACAGCAUCCUCUAGUAUGGUUGUAACGUUCGUCGAUCAUAAACCUCCUUCGUUGCGGGAUGAGAUGGAAAAAACUAGGAAAAAAAGCACCGAUCAUCCAGCUCGAAGUGUUACCUUAUGGUAAAAGUACUCGUAGGUACUAAUAUUACAUCGAUGCCAUAUAUUUUGUAGCGCUUCGUUUGCAGAUUUCAUUUGAAUGAAAUUCAUCAUCAUCAUCAAUGACACAGUGAAACGAGUGAAAUCAUUAAUACAGAUGAAAUUAUCGCUAUCGUGGUGUUUUUAUAAAAUAAAUAAUUAUGUUCCUAUUUGCAUCGCGAAAUUACAGUUCAUUGCAUCCUGCUUUCAAGGAGUGUUGAUGCUGAUAUUAUGUACUUAGUUUUAAUCGACGAAAACUUUUUCUUACUAGUCAGUUUUUCUUCAUCUGAAUUCUGAAUGGUUUCAUAUGAUCGCUGAAUCCAAAGGUUGAAAGUUAUAUGUAACUUGUAUUUUUUUCUUUACUCUUAUGGCUGGCGAGCUUUUAUAAAUUAAACGUUCAUUUUUUAAAUAUUGUGAUACUCAAAUGGAAAACUAAAUCUCGUUUAGUUCCUUCAGUCGUGAAGAUUAUUGUAGUCUAAUUUGUAGUGCCAAUUUUGUUCUUAAUAAAGUACCAUCGGCGUAUGAUUUAUUUUCGUAGUUUUUUACGCGUAAGCUAUAAGUAGUAAGACGUGACGUUAAAUUAUUAUACGAGUAGGUACGACGAUUUGUAUCGAAAUAUUUAUUUUUUAUAUCGUAAAUAUAUUUUACUUUUUUUUGUA
This is a messenger RNA of Planococcus citri (citrus mealybug), 2587 nucleotides long. It is a transcript of the gene mol, whose product is annotated as dual oxidase maturation factor 1 mol. Bases 637 to 1917 code for a protein of 426 amino acids. The transcript is spliced from 9 exons. NCBI's taxonomy places the organism in Eukaryota, Metazoa, Arthropoda, Insecta, Hemiptera, Pseudococcidae. Gene Ontology annotation, cellular component: endoplasmic reticulum membrane. The record is from RefSeq and is a predicted model, not a curated record. Gene Ontology annotation, biological process: protein transport.